Toxorhynchites rutilus septentrionalis is the source of this 3171-nucleotide messenger RNA. RefSeq names its product aminopeptidase N. Gene Ontology annotation, cellular component: cytoplasm. The record is from RefSeq and is a predicted model, not a curated record. Gene Ontology annotation, molecular function: metalloaminopeptidase activity; zinc ion binding; peptide binding. Gene Ontology annotation, biological process: proteolysis; peptide catabolic process. NCBI's taxonomy places the organism in Eukaryota, Metazoa, Arthropoda, Insecta, Diptera, Culicidae. The coding region runs from base 142 to 2946 and encodes 934 amino acids. The transcript is spliced from 8 exons.
CUUCUAACAUUCGGUGAGGUUUACUAAGCAAAGAUUUGAGCCGGCCACUUUCAGUCGAUUGUGUGAUUCGUGGCUUAACGGACGUAGAACAUCCCUCCCCGAAUACGCUGACGGAUUAUUUCUAGUGAAAACUUCAACACCAUGGGGUGUCGAAAUAUUUCUGUUGUGAUGGUAAUUUUCAUCCUUGCGGCGCCCGCUCUUUCUUGGCGAAUGUAUCGCCUCCGUCGAAGCAUCGAUCUGUCCGCUACUAAUCCGUUGAUACCCGAUAGCAAACUGCCGACUGAGCUGGUCCCGAUGAAUUACACCCUUCGGUUAGAACUCAACGUGGAACGACUCACGUUCGAGGGCUAUGUUAAGAUCGCAAUGACGUGCGUCAAACGGACAAACCAAAUAAAUCUUCACGCUCACCAGGAUUUGCACAUAGACGAGGAAAGUAUGGAAAUCUGGCGGCACGGAGACGACGGAGAGAGGCAUUUGUUGAAAAUCCGUCGUAUAGACAGAGUCCCUAAAAAGCCGCUGCUGGUAGUGUAUUUCCACGACGAUUUCGUCGUCGGGGGUUCGUACGGAGCACGGGUUCCAUUCAAGGGAGGGAUAUGGGAGAACACGGAUGGACUGUUUCAGGGUAAAUACACACUGUCGGAUGGAGAGCAUCCGCAAGAGCACCAAUACUUUGCGACACAUUUCCGACCGCACAAUGCGCGCCGUGUUUUCCCAUGUUUCGACGAACCAAGCUACAAGGUACCCUUCAAAGUGUCAAUCGUUAGACCGAAAGGAUACCAUACGCUGUUCAACACGGAACUCGAAUCUACCGAACCCGCGGAAGAUGACCUGGAAGAAGAUCACUUCAAGGUGACUCCUCCCAUAUCCACCUAUAGCUUAGGAUUUGUGGUGUCCAAUCUGUCGGAAGUAAAAUGCUCUGAAGAUGGCGCGAGUUCUGAGUCCCCCAUUGUAAGAGUUUGGGCCCGACAAGAGCUACAAGAACCGAUGCAAGAUGUGCAGAAAAAGAUAAAGAGAGUGUUGGACUAUCUGGUCGAUUAUUGGAACGUGAGCUAUCCGUUGACCAAGCUGGAUAUCGUGGCGCUGCCCAACUUCUCGGCUGUGAAGCCUGCUGACAACUGGGGAUUGAUUGUAUUCAAAGAAUAUGAGCUACAGCACGGAUACUACGGUAUCGCACAGGAACUAGUCUACCAAUGGCUGGGAUCAUGGGUAACACCGCGUUGGUGGAGUGAUGCUCACGUUAAUAAGGCGGUUGCUGGAUUCCUUGCUGCAUCGGCGGCCAUUAGCAUUGAUAGUGGGGUGGAGUUCGAAGGUAAAUGGCCUAUGACUACUCUGUAUUCAAUUUAUUACGAGUUCAGCAAACGCUAUCCCCAUUCACGCAUCACCGCCAUGAAGCAGGAAACCACAUGUAGCAAAACAGAGCUGGUUCUUCGUAUGCUCAAUUUUACGCUGGGGGCGGAUACAUUCAAAAAGGGCUUGCAGAAAACCAUUGAACACCGAGAGUACAAAACCUUUGUUAGUAACGAUAUUUGGGAGGCUCUCACAAAACAAGCUCAUCUAGAUAAUCGACUGUGUGAAUCGGCCAGUGUGAACGAGAUCGUCGAUUCGUGGAUCACGCUCGAUCGUAUACCAAUGGUGACCGUGAUCAGAUCGUAUGCCAAAGGGACGGCCACCGCAACCCAAAAGCUGUACCUUCGAGAGCGUCCCCAUGACGUUCCGGAUCAGGAGAAAAUGUUGUGGUGGAUACCGUUGGUGUUGAUGAGACAAGAUCGUUUGAAUUUCGCCAACACAAGUGUUAGCAAAUGGAUGAAGAAAGUGAAGGAGGUAGAACUGGAGAAUUUACCCGAUGCGAACAACUUCAUAAUCGUAAACCCGGAGGAGAUAGGUCCCUUUCCGGUGAAUUAUGAUCAGCAUAACUGGAAUUUAUUGGCAAACUAUUUGCUGACGGAGGAGGGACGAAUGAAGAUUCCGGUGUAUACGAGAGCGAAACUUCUUCACGAUGCUUGGAACUUGGCCUACGCCGGAGAACUCAGCUUCGCUACAGCUUUCAACAUGACUUUAUUCAUCCAAUACGAGAGAAAUCAUUUAGUGUGGAACCCUGUUUUCACAUUCAUCGAUCACAUUGGUAGACACAUUGAUAUGUCAGCUGUUCAUAAGAAGUUCGAAAUUUAUGUGAGGACCUUGCUUACACCGUUGUAUGAGGGACUGAUGAACAACCAACACGAAGACGAGGACAAGUCGACGGGUAAUCUCCGUACACUGGCAAAAACUUUCCUGUGUAAAGCUGGGUACAAACCAUGUGUCGAGGAAGCUCAAAGUGUAUUCAAAAUAUGGAUGGACAGUCCGGAACCUGAUAAUGGAAACCCCGUGGCAAAUCAAUUCAUCUGCCCGGUGUUCGAGUGGGGUACCCAGGAGGAAUGGGACUUCGGGUUGCAACGGGUGAUGAACUUCCCAGAGUCUCGGAUGAAAAGUGAGCGUACGUAUCUGCUGAAGACUCUGGCCGGAUGUCCCGUGCAAGCAGCGAAGAUAAAUCGACUGCUCAACCUGACUGUUUUGGAGAACAAUGAAAAUUUCACAGAUAACGAUAUAAGUCUCAUACUGAAAAUGUUGUCCGGCAGCUCACACGGUUACAUGGUGUUAUUCAAAUUUCUCCAGCAAAAUUGGGAUACCCUCAAGCUGAGAUACAAAGAUCGUGAAGCCCUGUGGGACAACCUGAUCAGUUCCGCUACGGGGCUUUUCACAACACAGGAGGGUUACGACAUGGUUUCCCAAUUGUACGUCCAACACCAGGGCGAGUUUGGAACGGCGGAGCACAUAAUAGAGAAAUCGCUGAAGAACAUCAAGGAGGAAACCAAGUGGAGCAAUGAAAAUCUGCCAGUUAUCGAGGAAUGGCUCGAUAACCUCCUGAGCCACAACCAAGCGAACGGGGAUAAGUUUAUGGAUCAAUGAAGUUGUGAGACCUGUUUGGGGGUAUUGCUCUUUCGAUGCUCUUUCAGUGUUCCGAUGUGGGAUGCAAUGCAGUUCCAAUAUUAACUUCAAAUAAAGAAAUGUAAUAAAUGGGUGUCAACAUCAGGUAUGACAACUGGUGAUGUAAAAACAUGAUUGUAUGUAUAACGAAUAGAAUGUCCUACAUUUAUCGAUUUUUCUAAAUAAAACUUUGUUUUAUGUUGGAAA